UGGUAAUGUGAUGAUAUAAAGCAGAGAAAAACAGUAAACUGGCUCAUUUAAGAAUCUUAACCCAGAUGAUUGUUUUUGUUUUGCUUUUAGAUGACAUAACUGAGUAUUAUAGUGUGUAACAUAGUGUACAAUAAUACGAUCUACUUCAGUGAGUUAUUUAAUGGGUUAUCAUAGAUUUAUCUGAAAUCGCUAAUUUAUUUAGUGUUUUCUAAAUGUGUUUAUUAUGUAAAUAAAGAUUUCUCACCAAACUACAAUUAAAGAGCAGCUUUCCACAGGACAGAUUUAAGUCAUCUUAGAGUUCAAACAAAAUUAACUUAUUUUACACACUGGGAGCGCUGGGGUUUUGUUUUAUUUUUUUAAAUUUGCCCCCCUCAUAAAGUGAACUGCUUUGGACCGUCUCGCUUUUCUCUCUGCUCCAAACUUUGAAACCAUGUGGAACCAAAAUGGUACGUUUGCUGCCGGCGAUUCUCUUUUCACUUCCUGUCGGUAGGUACGCACACACGCGCGCCUUGCGUCAUUACGCACUUCCCCUCCUCUAUGAAGUUCCCCCUCUUCUCACCGUCGCGCCGUGACGGGGAUGUUUUGGUGAAAGAAAAUACAGCGUCAAAAGGGGACGUAAACACGUUUAAAACAUGACAUUAAGGCCCAGCGGGACCUAAAGUGGCGUCGUAGGGGAGCGAGAAGGCGUCUUCGGCGAAGCUUUGGGUCCGCCUUUAUGUAUUCCUCCGCAUGUCCGCUUUCUUCGUAGAUGGUGUCCGGCGAGCGUUGUCUGGCGGCGGACGACGAGUUCUUGACGAGUAACAUGAAGGAAAUGAUUGGAGGGUGCUGUGUGUGUUCAGACGAGCGAGGCUGGGCGGAAAACCCGCUGGUGUACUGCGACGGACACGGCUGCAACGUCGCCGUGCAUCAAGCCUGCUAUGGCAUUGUGCAGGUGCCCACUGGUCCUUGGUUUUGCAGAAAGUGUGAAUCUCAGGAGCGAGCAGCCCGCGUGAGGUGCGAGCUCUGUCCCCACAAAGAUGGAGCGCUCAAGAGGACGGACAACGGAGGCUGGGCCCAUGUGGUUUGUGCCCUUUACAUACCUGAGGUGGAGUUUGCUAAUGUGUCAACUAUGGAGCCCAUAGUACUCCAGUCUGUGCCACAUGAGCGCUACAAUAAGACAUGUUAUAUCUGUGAGGACCAGGGGAGAGAGAGUAAAGCAGCCACUGGAGCCUGUAUGACCUGCAACAAACAUGGCUGCAGACAGGCCUUCCAUGUCACAUGUGCCCAGUUUGCAGGAUUGUUAUGUGAGGAACAGGGAUCAGAUGCAGACAAUGUCAAAUACUGUGGAUAUUGCAAAUACCAUCACAGCAAAUUGCGAAGGAGCAGGGGCCGGGGUAGUAGGUCUCAAAGCUUAAGUGACUCUUCCACUCAGUGUAUGGAUAGACCCCCAGACACGGACAAGAAGAAACAUAAGGAGCGAGACCGGCACAAACCGAAACACAAGAAAACCUCCAUGGACAUGUCCCCCUCCCUCAUCCUUCCGAACAUCAUGGUCCCAGAGAAGACCUAUAACAGUGGCAAUUCAGGGGGAGGUGUCUCCUCUCUGCAAGCGUCUUCGCAGAAGCGAUUAGAUGACAGCGCAGCACGUUUUACCAACGCCAACUUUCAGGAAGUGUCGUCUGCUCACUCUGGCAGCAGUUCCAAGGACGCCUUGGCUGCAGACAGCGUCAAGGCUGCGACUGAGGUGAAGAACAAGAAGAACAGCGGUGGAGGUCACACGGUGGGACCGAGGGGUGGCCGCAAGUCUCUCACCUCCUCAGGGAAACCCCUCCCCUCUGCUGUGGUCACCAUGGCAACUUCCUCUACAUCUGCCUCAGCUUCAACUGGGCCUUUCCAUCAAGGCCUCCUGUUGACCAGUGCCAGCAAGACCCCCUCUGCCGCUUCCUCCUCAGACUUCCUAAGUUUCACAGAUUCAUCGUUGCGUCCCGGUGGUGGAAGUACCUUCUCCUCCCCACCGUCUUUCAGCAGCUGCCUUGUGAAGCCAGGCUCAGAGGGUGGAGCUUCAGAGGGAACUACAACUCUCUUUGGUUCUCUUAUGUCUGCAACCACAGCUUCAGCAGUGGGUGGAAAGCUGUAUGAGAAUUCCCACAGUCACACAGUGAGUGAGACAACAAGCCUCGUUGGGUCCACUGGCUACAAACGGCCUCAGCCCUCGAGCUCAGGACUGGGGAUCAGCGGAGCAGCCGCAGGAGGAGGGGAAGAUGGGGUAAAGAAGAAAAAGAAGGGCAACUGGCGAAACAGAUUUGGACCUUGCUUUACCACAGAUGUGAAGCCUUCUGAGCCCGCACCCUCCCUAACUCUCCCCACCACCUCCACCGCCAACACCACCUCCUCCACCGCCUCGCCUUCCUCCUCUUCGUCCUCAAUGCUCUCAGGUCGCCCAUGCUUAGUUUCCAGCAGUGGAUUAGGGGUUGGGGUAGGAGGAGGAUCAGGAGGCGGAGAGAGGGGGCUGGGGGUCAUGGGCGUGAGCGGUGGGAUUCAAAAGUCGCCGUCACUCCUCAGGAAUGGGAGUCUGCAAAGCAACAGCAGCUCUACAACCACUGGGUCAGUUGGGGGCAUUUCGGGCUUCAGCUGGCGAGAGAAGAUAGGGCAAAGAGUGGUGGUUAUGUAUGACUGUGCAUCAUACGUGAGCGCUCUCCCAGGCUCUGUCUUCAACCUGGCCCCCCCCCACAUGUUUGGCAACAGGCUGAACCCCAACUCGACCAUGGCGGCGCUCAUCGCACAGUCCGAAGCCUCACCGGCAGUCCAUCUCUCCUUUUCUAUCAAUGCACUCUCUCUCUCUUCCCCUACAUUCAGCUCUCCGAUUGGUGGCCUGCAGAUCCGCUAUGACUCUUCUGGGUUGUUGCCGGGGCCGGGGCAGGGGUUGCUAGGGGCGGGAGGAGGUGGGGAGACGUUGCCCCCAGUGGCCACCAGCAUUGAGCAGCUCCUGGAGAGGCAGUGGAACGAAGGGCAGAGCUUCCUGCUGCAGCAGGGAGCGCAAGGAGACGUGGUGAGCAUGUUGAAGUCUCUGCACCAGCUCCAGGAGGAGAACAGGAGGCUGGAGGAGCAGAUAAAAACUCUGACCAUGAAGAAAGAGAGACUGCAGCUUCUCAGCGCACAGCUAUCAGUGCCUUUCACACCUGCCACGGCCUCCUCGGAUGUGAAGGGAGCCCAGCCGGGAGCAGCUGACUCAUCUUUACCUGUGGCGACUCAGGAUAGUGCAUCUUGUGGUGGUCACAGCAGUAGUGGUUCCACCUCCUCCCUCUCCACACCUCCCUCGGUGUCCCAGAGUCCACCUCAGCCACAGCUCAAUGGGGUCGCCUCCGUAGGGGCGACCCCGGCUGGGUUGGGCGGCGUGGCGGGGCUAAUGGGGGCUCUGGGCGCAGGGAGUGCGCUGGGCAUGGGUGGAAUCGUCGGGGCUCUGAACGGCGUGAUCCAGACGCCGGCCGGCACCUCCAGCCCUCACACACACACUACAGGAGCAGCUACAGGCGUCACUUUGCCCGUCAAUAACAACAGCUCAGCAACUAGUAAGACCAGCGCGGCGCGAAUCGGCCUGCUGUCUGAGCAGCAGAGAUUGCUCCUGCAGCAGCAUCAGCUCCACCAGCUGCUGUCCUCACAGCCUUCAGUGGAGCAGCAGCAGGUGUUGCUCUACCAACUGAUGCAGCAGCAGGACCUCCAGCAGCUGCAGUCCCUCUCCUCCUCUGCCCAGAUUCCCUCCAUCCCACUCUCUUCCGCUCAGCUGCCCAUCAACAACUUGCUGCCCGGCGCCCAGAGCCAGGGCCAAGGCACCAUCACCGCCAACCCCUUCCUGGCGCUGCAGCACGCACACGCCGACACGCAUGGCUCAGGGGCGCAGAAGCCUCGGCUAGCCGAAAAAGCCGUGGGCGUCGGAGGGCAAGAGAAGACGUGA
This is a messenger RNA of Pundamilia nyererei, 3931 nucleotides long. RefSeq names its product MLLT10 histone lysine methyltransferase DOT1L cofactor (gene mllt10). NCBI's taxonomy places the organism in Eukaryota, Metazoa, Chordata, Actinopteri, Cichliformes, Cichlidae. Gene Ontology annotation, cellular component: nucleus. Gene Ontology annotation, molecular function: nucleosome binding; histone binding. Bases 749 to 3931 code for a protein of 1060 amino acids. The record is from RefSeq and is a predicted model, not a curated record. The transcript is spliced from 20 exons. Gene Ontology annotation, biological process: regulation of transcription by RNA polymerase II.